Actinia tenebrosa (Australian red waratah sea anemone) is the source of this 2338-nucleotide messenger RNA. RefSeq names its product LYR motif-containing protein 4. Gene Ontology annotation, cellular component: L-cysteine desulfurase complex; mitochondrion. NCBI's taxonomy places the organism in Eukaryota, Metazoa, Cnidaria, Anthozoa, Actiniaria, Actiniidae. The record is from RefSeq and is a predicted model, not a curated record. Gene Ontology annotation, biological process: iron-sulfur cluster assembly.
AUGGCGGCGAGGUCGAGGGUGCUAAAGUUGUAUCGUCAGUUAUUGAGAGAGGGUCAGAAGUUCAGCGAUUAUAAUUAUAGGGAAUAUGCUUUACGAAGAACAAGAGAUGGUUUUAAAAGCAAUAAAGAUAUCAUCAAUACAGAAGAUAUAGGCCAGUUAAUAGAGAAAGCACAAAUGAAUUUAGAAAUUGUAAAAAGACAAGCUACUCUCAACGCAAUGUAUAAACACCAAAAGCUUGUGGUAGAAAAACAAUGAUGGUGUUCUGUGAUUAGCAAGUAUAAGUAUAUAUAUGCCAAUAAUGCCAACAAAUUGAUUUAAAAGACAGUAUGUACAUGUUCGUGGACUUCAUGGCUCUGGCCAGUUCAGCCAGAUUAAAGCAAUUAGCAUCACAGUAUAAUGGACAAGUAUUCCAAGCAAGUACAUGGCCAUGCAUUUACACCUGCCUUGGAACUCUGAUAGCAACACUGUGAAAAGGCUUCAGCAACACUAUGUGGAGGUUUUCAAAGUUUGCCAUUUUCAUGGUUCUGUAUGUAACCUUGAUAUCUUGGAUUUUUUGGUGUCCAUUAAUUUAAAAAAAUAUUAAAAUGAUAACAAUAUUGACAAAUAUAACGAAAGGAACGAUGUAGAUGGAUGUCAAGGAAGUGGAAACAUGGAAAUUGCUUAAUUCUGAGGGGAAUAGUUUUGUUAUGAAAUUUGAAUUAUUUUGCUUACUGUAUGAUGACAGGCAGUGGACUUGUUUUUGAGUAGAGUUUAGAAAUUUAUAUUUUUCUAGGCUUUCAAAGGUCUAAAAUGUAUAUUUUGUCAUUAUUUAAAAGAAUAUUUGACCACUUUAAAAUACUAUUUUUUAAAUUAUGUACCAAGCACUUCAAAGUCAAGUUCUCUCUCUUCACUAAUUGACUGGAACCUCAGGAAAGUUGUCUGUUUUGUGGUCCCUCUAUGGAGAUGUUUUCCUUGGAUUUGCCUCAGGGAAUAUCGUUGUCUCAGGACCACAAAACACACUUUUUACCUCGGUUUUAGUUAAAGAGUUUUAGUUGUUACACCAUUUAAUUUCUUGUUCAUCACCAGCAUGCAUGUUGUUGUUGAUUUAAAAAUUUAAUAUGCACACACAGGCUGUAGGGCUUGGGUAUAAGUGUAACAUAUUUAGUAAUAAGGCUGACAACUUUCCUUUGCCACAUUCAGUGAUGGCACCCAGAAAGUGAUGAAAGUGUAAAAGAGAUAUGAUAAUGACAACAGGGCUAAGAAUUAUUUGCCAGUCAUUGGACAAUGUCCAGCCAGAGCUUAUCCAGGUAAAUGAUUCUUUGCCUUGCUGGUCAUUUUAACCAGUAGUGUUGAGCCAGAAAGGGGGUAUGACUCACUGAGCAUAAACUAAUUUGGCUGGUUAUCAUGAGAGACAACUGACCAGCCAUUAUGUUUUUCCCUUUGAGCUUAAUUCUCUGAGAGAGUGUACAGCAAGGUUAUUUUAUUAUACAGCGGUAUCUCUAUUAAGCAGAUGCUCCUUCAGGACCUUGCUUGUUGUCCAUUUAAUAAAAGGAGUAUGCUGUAUUGAGGUUUUUUCACACACGAGUAUGACUUGAAURAAGUCGAAAUAUUGUAAUUCUACAUCUCCUCGUCUUUUAUCCAAAACUUGGAUUUAUAACGAUGCUUUCCAUACUCAGAACCGUUUUCAUCUUGUUGUAUUGAGGUUUGUUAUUACAGUAAAUACAGUGUACCUCUAUUAGGAGGACACCUUCAGGAACCACAGGGAACCCGGCUAUAUUUUUUUGCUUCUUUUAGAAAAGUAACUUUGCUCUUUGUGGGUUUCCUGUGUUGUGAUCGGUUUCCUUUUACAUAAGCUGUAAUCAGAUCUGCGCUGUAAUCAGAUCGGCCCUGUAAACUGAUAGCCAAUUAAAUUCAAAUCAAUAACCGUUGGUGUUUUGUUUCUUAUGGGUUGCCUGUGGUGUGUAACGCACUUUCUUUUGAGUGUUUACUAGGGAGUGCGUUACCAACCAUUAAUAAUUUGCAUAAAAUAGCCAAGUUACUUUUCUAAAAGAAGCAAAAAAAUAUAGCCGGGUUCCCUGUGCAGGAACUUGUCUGGUGUCUGCUUAAUAAUGGGGUGUCUACUGUAUAGAGGUUUGUUUUAGAGUUAAUACAGUGGUACCUCUAUAAGCAGACACACCUUCUGGACCUUGCCUGUAUCUUUUCUUAAUGUGAAAGUUUUCUGUAAGCAGUUCAAAACGUUUUAGCACGUUUUUGUUAUGGCUUCCCUGACUUGCAAAAGACAUAUCUUUCUUACUUGGUGAAGCCAAUAAAUUAUGAACACAAUAAAAUAAUGCAACAGCAUUGUGAGACUUACUUGGAA